AUGGUUAUCUCUCUGGAAUUCCCAGCUAUAGUGCCAACAGUUGGUCCGCCCAUGACUACAGCAAGAUUCAUUGCAUUGCCAAUGCAUGCGAACUCCCUAAAACUUUCAUCCGGGGUUGGUUUAGCUAAGAAGCGAAGCUCCAACUCAGUGGCUGCUAGCCCAAAUGAGAGGUCAAUAGGGACGCUGAGUCAUUCUACUGAAAGCAUUGGUGUUGAGAGAGUGUACAUAGCAGGAUAUCAAGAUGGAUCUAUGCAAGAAGUAGAGUUUGUGGCUUUCGGUGUUCCAGUAACAUCGUUGGACUUCUGCUUGGACACGUUGCUAUUGGCUGUAGGAACUGACCAUGGUCUGUACACCUUAACUUCCCAUGAUACUGCAAUCACUUCCUUCUCUCAUGAUAAGGUUCUUGCAGCUGCUGCAGAUGCUGCAUUUAAGGUCUCCUUCAAUCAGAAGAAAAAGCAGGAUACUACUAAACCAGGAAUCCUUGGCUGUCUUGCCAAAAGCUUCAAAGGCUGUAAACCUGACCAAAACCUGGAUGCUUCUCAGAUGUGUCAUACCGGCAAUUUCUCCCAUCUUGAGGGUUUGUUUGCCAAACCGCCCGCAUUUCCAGACUCGACAUCUCGCGAACCACCACAGCCAGAAUCUGACUCAUCAUCUCUUCCUCCUCCAAUCAAGAGCGAGAAAGAAGAGGAGCUUAGCAUAGAUGACAUUGUGAUAGAUGACCUGUCGCCUCCUCUGCCCCAACCAAUGACAACCACCUCGAAACAGCCUAAGAAGGAGAAGAGAGGUACCAUUUCCUAUCAACCAUUUUCCCACUGUAUUGAACACUGUUGA
Molecule: messenger RNA, 831 nt
Organism: Linum trigynum
Lineage: Eukaryota; Viridiplantae; Streptophyta; Magnoliopsida; Malpighiales; Linaceae
Source: the annotation of a GenBank genome assembly